Molecule: messenger RNA, 2078 nt
Organism: Meleagris gallopavo (turkey)
Lineage: Eukaryota; Metazoa; Chordata; Aves; Galliformes; Phasianidae
Source: RefSeq, a predicted model, not a curated record
GCAUCCAGGCAGGCGUCGGGUAUCCCUGGGCUAGCUCCAACAGAUGACAAGGAUGGCAACCUGCCAGACAUCAUUGCCAGCAGAAGCCUGCAUGAGUUCUUGGUGAACCUUCAUGAGAAAUAUGGCCCGCUGGUCUCCUUCUGGUUUGGAAGGCGCCUUGUUGUCAGCCUUGGCUCCAUUGAUCUCCUGAAACAACAUGUGAACCCCAACCGCUCAUCGGAUCCCUUUGAGAUGAUGUUGAAAUCCUUCUUGAGGUACCAGUCCAGCCUGAAUGGGGAUACGGGGGAAAGCCACCUGAGAAGAAAGCUGUAUGAAAGUGCUGUGACAAAGUCCCUGCAAAGUAACUUAGCUCUCAUCCAAAAGUUGUCAGAAGAAUUGCUAGCCAAAUGGCUCUCCCUCCCUGAGGCUCAACAUGUACCACUCUGCCAGCAUAUGCUGGGCUUUGCCAUGAAGUCUGUUACACAGACAGCUAUGGGCAGCAGCUUUGAAGAUGACCAGGAAGUCAUUCGAUUCCGCAGGCACCAUGAUGCAAUCUGGUCAGAGAUUGGGAAAGGUUUCUUGGAUGGGUCCCUUGACAAAAACACAACUAGGAAGAAGCUGUAUGAAGAUGCUCUGAAAGAAAUGGAAUCUACCUUAAGGAAAGUCAUAAAGGAACGCCGAGGCAGAUCAUUCAACAGGCAUGUCUUUAUAGAUACCUUGCUACAGGGGAACCUUAGUGACCAGCAGAUUUUGGAAGAUACGAUGAUUUUCUCCUUGGCAGGAUGCAUUAUUACUGCUAAUUUGUGUACCUGGGCAGUCUAUUUCCUGACAACGUCAGAAGAUGUACAGCAGAAUCUCUGCAAGGAGGUGGACCAUAUUCUGGGGAAGGGACCAAUUACACAUGAGAAAAUCGAGCAACUCAGAUACUGUCGGCAAGUCCUAUGCGAGACAGUGCGGACAGCAAAGCUUACUCCCAUUGCUGCACAGCUGCAGGAGCUGGAAGGCAGAGUCGACCAACAUACUGUCCCCAAAGAGACACUUGUACUUUAUGCUCUUGGUGUGAUGUUGCAGGAUAGUUCAUCUUGGCCGUCACCAUACAAAUUUGACCCAGAGAGAUUCAAUGAGGAGUCAGCCAUGACAAACCUCUCCUUGUUGGGUUUUUCAGGAAGCCAGGAGUGCCCAGAGUUGAGGUUUGCCUAUAUGGUGGCUACAGUUCUGUUGAGUGUCCUGGUAAGAAAAUUGUACCUUCACCCAGUUAAAGGACAAGUCAUGGAGACCAAAUAUGAGCUGGUAACCUCACCGAAGGAGGAAGCCUGGAUAACGGUGUCUAAGAGAAGCUAAGAACAAGCAAACAAGGGUCUGAAAGUGCCAGCAGUGAAAUUCUGGGCAUCUGUCUUACAGGGAGUCAUGCUGGCAACACAGUGACUCAGCCAAGGAAUUUUAAAUGCAGAUUUUAUUACCUUCCAUAUUAUUAACUGCAUAGCCUUCUAGGAUAAUUUUUUCUAAUCCAACCAAUAGUUGUAUUAAAGUAGAUGUUAUCUGUAUGCUUUUUUACACUUUUUGCCCAAAGAAUUGCGAAGGAAGCAACAAAACCAAGCAGUGAUGUAUCUAUGAACUGUUCUGUGCCAGCUAAUCGAAGACUGGGCUUCUGGUUAGUCCAGCCCCCUCCUAACAGCAGGCAGAUCUCUGUAAGAGACUGUGCCUCAGGGCAUGCUUCUUCAUGGAUCACAAGUAGAUAAGACCUUGAAGGCACAAGGACAAAAUCUUUAUAUAUAGGUAUUUUUAUUCAAAGUGUCUUUCCCUCCCUCGAGCUAUAGCUGUAACUGUCAAGAAGAGCAGAUACAUCUUGUGGGAAGUAUGCGUGAGUGUGUGUGAGAGAAAAAGAAAGUGGGGUGGGAAUUGCACCAUCGGGUCUCAUGCUACAUAUGUAAUCUUCCUGUGCUGUAGGAUUGCAAGAGGAUGGAUGGCUGAAAAAUGCUAGUAAAUGAGGAGGAAUAAAAUUGGUUUGGCCCUUGAGAAAGCAGAAGCAUUAGUAAUAACAUAAUGAAAUGAAAUAAAACCACAGAACAAAGCCCUGGAAAAGGGAUUCUCCAUCCUGA